Molecule: messenger RNA, 549 nt
Organism: Sorex fumeus (smoky shrew)
Lineage: Eukaryota; Metazoa; Chordata; Mammalia; Eulipotyphla; Soricidae
Gene: SPACDR
Product: sperm acrosome developmental regulator
Exons: 2
Coding region: 1-345 (114 amino acids)
Source: RefSeq, a predicted model, not a curated record
AUGGGAGGCCGCCCCCGCCGCUCGUUACUGCAGCUGCCCCGCACAGCCAUGCAGUCUGUCUCCACCUUCAUGGUCUCCACCCUGCAGAAAUGCAUCUGGAAGUCACAGGUGAGUUCUAGCUCCGUUUCCUCCCAGUUGCAGCCCUCGUCCCCCUUGGGGUCGAAGGAGGCGGAGAUGCUGCGGGAAGUGUACCUGGUGCUCUGGGCCAUCCGGAAGCAGCUGCGUCAGCUAGCACAGCGACAAGAGCAGCGGCGCCAGCGCCACCUCUGGGCCCUGGCCAACGCCCCGCCAGCAGAGCCCGCGGCGGUUCAGACGCCCAAACAGGACGCUCGGAGCCCCCUUUAGGAGGGAAGCCCCGCAUCCUCGGAGUGCCCCCAUCUCAUACUUUGGGAAGGACUUUAGAGGCCAGGGCAGCGGUCCGGAGUUGAGUGAGUUUUAAAUGGCUUCAGUGCUCAUCGCCUCCAGUUCCCAGCCAGGUGGGGGUCCUACAGACUCACACCUCCAUCGUUUAUUAACUUUGUAAAAAAACGCAAAUUGUCAGAUAUUGGG